Schistosoma margrebowiei is the source of this 7072-nucleotide messenger RNA. Lineage: Eukaryota; Metazoa; Platyhelminthes; Trematoda; Strigeidida; Schistosomatidae. The record is from the annotation of a GenBank genome assembly.
UUUCACCAUCUGUGAAUGGCGAGGCGGCUUGUGUGAAUUGCAUUUUCAAUGUCCUAUAGCCUGCAUGUUAUGGGCAUUUAAGUGAAACUCUCUUUUGAGAGUGUAAUUUCAUGGAAUAUUUCUCUGGCACACUUAAUAUUCGAAUAUAUGAAGCAGCUGAAUUAAAACCGACAGCUUGUGCAACUCGUCAUGCGGUUGGACCAGCUGCUAAAUUAUAUGAACUUUUAGAUCCCUAUGUGACAAUCGAUGUGGAUGAUAAUGCUGUUGGUAAAAGUUCCACAAAAUCCCGUACAAAUAUACCACAGUGGAAUGAAGAUAUUUGUGCAAGAAUCAAUUAUGCUCAACAACUUACAUUUACUGUAUAUCAUGAUGCUGCUAUUCCCCCUGAUGAUUUUGUUGCCAUCGUUGAAUUGGCUUUACGAGAUGUUCGAUUUGGUGAAGAUAUGUGGUUGGAACUGGAACCUCAAGGAAAAUUACUUAUACGUAUUGAUUUGGCUGGUACGAGAACAGAUGAACCGCCAAGAGACCGUCCAGGAUUUCCUAGUCGAGAUAGUGCUAUUGGCGGCGUACAUGGGAAGCAUUAUCGUUGUGGUGCACUUCGUCGUAGAAUUCACCAAGCAAAAGGUCAUAAAUUUCAAGUUACAAGUUUGCGUCAAUUUACAUUCUGUUCAUUGUGCAAUGGAUUUAUUUGGGGUUUAUGGAAUCAAGGUUAUCAGUGUCAAGUGUGUACAUGCGUUGUUCACAAACGUUGCUAUUUAAAUGUAAUAACUCAAUGUCCUGGUGUAAAGUCACCUCCAAGUUGUCCAACAGCUGCUCUCCAAAGUCGCUUCAAUAUUAAUGUUCCUCACAAAUUCCGAAUUCAUACAUUUAUGCGUCCAGCAUUCUGUGAUCAUUGUGGUUCUUUGCUAUUCGGUUUAAUGCGUCAAGGUUUACAAUGUGAAGUUUGUCGUUUAAAUAUUCACAAAAGAUGUGAGAAAAAUGUUGCAUCACAUUGUGGAGUAAACACACGUAAUCUAGUAGCUGCAAUUCGACUAUGUGGACUUAAUCCAUCUGAUUUAGGUGUUAGCCCAUCAGGUACAACUACACUGACACCAGGACCUGGAGUUACCGGUCCAAGUCGAACUGCAAGUACUACUAUUUCUUCAGUUCGUCCUAUAUCGGCUGGUUCACGUGGUGUUGGUCCUUUCGGUGCUUACGGUGAUGUCGUUUUCUCAACUUCACCUGGACCUUUAAAACCAAGUAAAGGUGAUACCGGUUUUUCUAGUUCCUCAUUAAUUGGAGUCGCUCCUCACGAAAGAUCACUUAGUUCUCCUAUUUCCAUGCCAACAACAGAUCUCAUUGGUAGCGGUAUUGGUCGUGGUGCUCCUGGUGGUGGUAGCAUGGACAUAGAUGAGCCGAGCAGCGGAUAUGCAGCAUUAGAUCCUACAUCUGGAAGUGGUUCACUAAGCACUGCAGGACCAGUCGCUGGUCGACAUGGAAUGCCUGCUCAAAGACCAUCUUCAUUACAAGACCCUCCUGAUGCGCAUGGAUGUACCACAGCUUCACAGAUUCCUUGUUUAAUGGAUUUUACAUUUCUCAAAGUAUUAGGCAAAGGUAGUUUCGGCAAAGUAAUGCUUGCUGAAUAUAAAUCAACUGGUGAAGUAUUUGCUGUAAAAAUUUUAAAAAAAGAAGUUAUAUUACAAGAUGAAGAUGUGGAUUGCACCUUAACCGAAAGACGUAUUCUUGUUUUGGCUGCACAUCAUCCAUUCUUGACGGCACUUUAUUGUGCAUUUCAAACUGAGGAUCGUCUAUUUUUUGUCAUGGAAUAUGUGAAUGGCGGUGAUUUAAUGUUUCAAAUACAACGUGCACGCCGAUUUGACGAGGCUCGUGCAAGAUUCUACGCUGCGGAAGUUAUCUUAGCUUUAAUGUUUCUGCAUAAUCAUCAUAUUGUUUAUCGAGAUUUAAAAUUAGAUAACAUUCUACUGGAUGCUGAAGGACAUUGUAAAUUAGCUGAUUUCGGUAUGUGUAAAGAAGGCAUGAAACCGGGGCGAUCAACAUCAACGUUUUGUGGUACACCGGAUUAUAUUGCACCGGAGAUUCUUGCUGAACUUGACUAUGGAUUCAGUGUUGAUUGGUGGGCCUUAGGUGUAUUAAUGUAUGAAAUGAUGGCUGGUGCUCCACCAUUCGAAGGUGAUACAGAACAAGAUUUAUUUAAUGCUAUUUCUUAUGAAGAAGUUACUUAUCCGCCAAAUUUGAAUCCAGAUGCUGUAGAUAUUUUAUCAAAAUUUCUAGUCAAAUCACCAUCUCGAAGACUUGGAUGUGUACCAGCUGAUGGUGGAGAGUUAGCUAUUCAACGUCAUCCAUUCUUUAAAGAAAUAGAUUGGCAAAUAUUGGAAGAACGUCGUGUACGACCACCAUUUCGUCCAAAAGUUCGUUCUAGAAUAGAUACAAGCAAUUUUGAUAAGGAUUUCACUACUGAAGAACCUGUUUUAACUCCAUCGGAUAAUUCUUCAGAAUUGGCCGCUAUAGCUCAAGAUGUUUUUGCUGAUUUUGACUGUUUUAAUGUGGACUACAGUGUCAUGCGAUAUCAUACAACACGACCCAGUCAACAACAGCCAUUACAAUCUGUUAUUGGAGGUUUAUAUACAUCGAGUCCAACUUAUCCAAACAGUGGAUCUUUCGCACCAUCACCACCACCAUCAACUGUAUUGAGUAAUUCCCCCAAGGCCAUGGCGGUUACUACCUGUGAAAGUAGUAGCAGUAGUCAUGUUCCGUCCACUCCAGAUCCUUGCAAUCCUAAAACAAAUUCUCCACUUUCAUUUCUCGAUAGUGGUACAUCUUGUCUAUCUCAUUCAUCAUGUAACACUUCACGAUUGACCAUUCCAUCUGGACAAAUUAGUAAUUCUUCUAUUCCUCCUACUCAUAGUGCACCGACUUCUCCAACCCGUUCUCAUUCCAAUAUCACAGCUUAUGGCGAUAAAGCAAUGACCAAAUGGCUUGCUCAUUGAUUUAAGCUAAUUCAUCGCAUAGUGUAUCAGUGUUACGUCGUUAGUGCCAUCGUCCAUGACCUUGAAAAAUGUUUCCUGUUGAUUUCACUGAAAACUCUUAUUGGAUCCUGGUCCCAAACCCAUUAUAGUAUCUUGAGUGAAUAUUGUCCAUUCCUUCGUGUGUAGCAAUAGCAUAUGUCAGUGUUCGUACGUGUGUGUGUGCAUAAGCUCCAGUCAUUUUUCUCGUGUGAACUACGUAUUUCAUCGACUUUUUUCUCAAACCGUGGCAAUAGUAAUGGUGGUAGUAUUAAUAGUAAUCAAAUACGCAUUUUAUCGUCUUAUUAUUAUUAUCGGUAGUACAAAACGUACAUUAUGUAGAGUCUUCUGUGAUGGUUUUGAUUUUUUUCUGUCUCCAUUUUCGUCUUUUUUUUCCAUUUCUCAUAUUGGUCAAGAAGAAUACUUUAUUUUAUGUGUUAUUGUUAUAUAAUUCACUGAUUUAAUUAUUUUCUCCAUUUUUAUGUUUUAUUACAAUUGUGAUUAGUGUAUUCUCUUUGUAAUUUUAUUUUACAGUUAAUAUUCAUCAACAUAUAUACACUAUAUCCUAAUGAGUAUCACAAAUUUAAUCGAUUCUUUAAUAACCCCUAUAUAAUCUGUACAUGUAUAUGUAUUCGCAUUUACAUAUAACAAUAAAUGCUUAUUGUCAUAAGAUAAUUCAACAGGUAAAUAAAUGAAUUGACCAAAACCAUUUACUUACUAUUGUUUAUGAAUAAUAUUCUUUUUUCUUUUCUGUUUUGUUUUUGCAUUUCACUCUGUGUUAUAUUUCUUUCUGUUUUUUCAAUAUGUGUAUUUGUUUCAAAUAAUAAAAAACUUUCAAUGAAAUAAUAAUGAUAAUUAGACCAAUCUUAUUGAUGUUACUGAUAUGAUUAUGUCCUUCAAUUAUAUUAAAUAUAUGUUCAAUUUCUUGGAUUAAAGCAAUUAUUAAAUAACAGUGAAUAUUUUCCCAUUACUAAUUAAAAUAAACGUUUCCUUCCUCCGCUUCGACCAGUUAUUUGUGUAUGUUUAUGUGUAUGUGAAUCAGCUAAGCAUCCCUUGUGAAUUUACUAAUUAUCAUUAAUGCAUAUAAUAAUAUUACUCAAUAUUUGCCUUGUUAUUAUUUCUCGAAAAUAUGCAUAUAUACUUCUUAUUUCUGUACUACUUUUACUACUGUUAACGGUAAAUAGUAGUAGUAUCAUAGCUCUCUCAUUUCAUUACCAUUUUGUAAAUGUCUUCUUUGGAAUGUUGCUUGUUUUAUUUUUAUUAUUUUUUUUGCCAGUUAUUUCAAAUGUUGUCAUGGUUGUUUAUUUUCGUUCUAUGGAAGAAUUGUGUUUUACUCAUAUUGUUUCCCAUGAUUUCUUAACUUUUUGUGUAUUUUAACUUGUAACUGUCAUGAUGCAUCAUUUUGGAAUUAUCGAUAUUUAUUUCAGGAGUAAAAUUGCAUUUUUAUGUUGUUUUUUUCUCAGCUUUAUUAUCUCUACAAUAAUCUAGUUCUAUUAUUGCAUUUCCCCCUUGGUUAUCUUCAGAUGGAUUCUAGACAAAUUAUAGUAUGGUUUAUUAUUGAUAAUGAUUCUUUUGUUGAUGCGAUUUCCAUAUCAUGACUUUGUUUUCUUUUUCAUCAAUUUUUUUUACAAAAAUAUGUCCAGUGGAACCAAGUAUUAUCUGUGUGUUUGUGUGCGUCGAUGACUGGGAAUCUCUUGAAGAUCAUGCUUCCAUUUAUCUCAUUCUUUGCUCGCUCCGAAUUUAUCCAACUAGACGAAUUCUGCUUUUCUUCCUAAUAAUAACUUAUUGCAUUUUUCGAUUUCGUAGAUUUAUAUAUAUAUCUCCCAAAGUAUUCUAUUUCAAGAUUUUAUCUGUUCAUUUUCUAUGCAUGAAGUCUAGUCGUUUUAUCAAUAGGUAAAACUUAUCUGUGAGACUUACCUCCUUCCCAUUAAACAAUUUUUAUGUCCAUUUUGUGUAAAAUCCACUUCUUAUUACUUAUCUCCUCUCUUCUUUCCCUUACAAUCUUAAAAUUGGUCAUGUUAUGCAUAAAAAUAUUUUCUGCUCUUGAACCUUCUUUCAUAAUGAGAUCAUGUAAUUGUAUUGAUUAUUAUAAAGCUGCAUUGUUUUUCCUUCUUCUUCUUAUACAUCAUUAUUACACUUGAACUAUUUCAAUCAGUCAACCAGUUUGUUUGUUAAUUUGUCCACUACUUCAUCAUUUUUAUACGUAUUAUGUCUUGUUGAUAUAGUUGCCUAGCGCUCACAUACAUACAUUCUUUAUUAGAUUAUUUGUUGUUUAUUAUUAUCAUCAUCAUCAUUGUCUUCAUCUCCCCUUUCUCUCUCUGUUUCUCUGGCUACACUCAUUAUUAUUAUUGUUACUAUUAUGAUUAUCAUAACCAACAAUUGUGUUUAUUAGCCUGUCCUUUAUAUUUAUCAUUAUGCACUUAUUAAAAUCAGUAUAUUCACUUAUUAUGAAUAAUAAUAUUGUUAUAAUUAUUUUUAUGUUGCUUUUUUUUCCAUGGAAAUCUUUAUUUUUUUUUGGCUUUUGCUUGAAUUCUCUUUUUCUUCCCCCCCCCCCGCUCCUCUCUUUUCUGGUGAUGUAUUGUAUGCAUUUUAUAUUUUUAGAAAAACAAAAAAAAAUUUUUUUUUUGGUGUUUAAUUUAUUUGUUAGUUUUACUUAAUUUAUUGAUUUAUUAGUUUCUGAUUUCAUUUCUCAAAUCAUUUUGUUUAUUUAUUUGUUUAUCUUUACAUUAUUUUUGUGUUUCAUUUUUGCUGGUCAAUAUUAUAGAAAAAGAAUAUAUAUCUAUAGAAUUCUAUUGUUGUUAUUGGUAAUUUUUUUGUUUGUUUAUCAAAAUUUUUUCGAUUUGAUCUCUUAUGUAGGAUUUAAAACGGUAACCUCCUUUAUCCCCACCCCUGUCGUCACUCCAGCACAACAUAUAUAUGUAAUUUUUUUUAAAAUAAAAAAGAUGUAAACGACAAAUAUAAUGUGAAUGCAAAUUUACACUUGACUUUACAUUGACUCGAAUAGUUUUUAUGUAUAUUCAUUUCAAUGUGUACUAUCAUGUAAGUCAAUCAGAAUAAAACUUCUAAUAUGGUGAUAACCUUGUGUAUACAUUGUUAAUUAUUAAUAUUUCAUUGUUGAAUAAUGAAAUGAUAUAUAAAUAUAUGUAUUUGCUUAUACAUACCUGCAUAAACUUAACAAACGUUUUGUUUUCGUGUUAUGAGUCGUUGAUUCACUACCCCCCCCCUUCACACACACAUACACAAACUCCAUCUUCUAUUAUUUUCUGUUCAGUUUCCAGUUUUCCUUUUUUUUUGUCACUAUUUUAACUCUCGUUUAUUUAUACAUAUUGAUUUGUGCUUGAGAUUGUCUUUACCAGUUAUUAUUGGCUUGAUUCAAUUAUUUUCAUUCAUCUAUCUUUGUUCUUCUUACCUUUGAAUGAUAAUUAUUUUAUUAUUAUUAUCAGUAAUAAUGAUAACUAUGACCAGUAAUUAUAUAGAAGUUAUUUUGAUUUAUUGAAUUUUAGAGAGGAAAAAAAAACCCGUUGAAUUAGAUACCGAUAAACAUAAUGAUAUAAGCAUGCAAAUUUUGUAGUGUAUUUUUAGUGUUAAUACACAACUUCAUUUCUUCUUUUUAAUCCUUCACUCUCUAUCAUUGUAAGAGUUAGUUACUUACUUACGCCUGUUACUCCUCGUGAAGGAGCAUAGGCCGCUCACCAGCAAUUGUAAGAGUUAGAACAGUAUAUUAGUCAUAUAUUUACUGUUAGAACAUAAAAUUAACUAAACUAUAAUUUGGAAUAGUAGUUAUAGAGGUUUACCUAGAACAGAGUUGAAUGGAGAGUGCUAGUGAGCUGGUUAUGUCACUUCACAAAGGGUAAUAGGUGUAAGUAUAAGUAAGAAAUUAUAGAGGUUGUUUAAUAAGUUAAAUGACGAAAAAUCAGUUUAAUUUUAUGGUCUCGAAAAUUUAAAAAAAAUUGUCAGUAUUCUCAAACAACUAAGUUAAAUAUCUACUAACAUUUCGUUCAGUUCCACUUAUCCUUUUCGUGUUUGUGUUUUAGAGAUUUUACGAAUGUUGAAUAUUUUGUUCGUACAUC